Molecule: messenger RNA, 1878 nt
Organism: Myzus persicae (green peach aphid)
Lineage: Eukaryota; Metazoa; Arthropoda; Insecta; Hemiptera; Aphididae
Gene: Ggamma30A
Product: guanine nucleotide-binding protein subunit gamma-e
Exons: 3
Coding region: 406-624 (72 amino acids)
Biological process (GO): sensory perception of taste; phospholipase C-activating G protein-coupled receptor signaling pathway
Cellular component (GO): heterotrimeric G-protein complex
Molecular function (GO): G-protein beta-subunit binding
Source: RefSeq, a predicted model, not a curated record
UUUCACUGCAACUAGGCAUCGACAAUUCAUGUCAAUACGUAUUUUAUAGCCGCACACUAUAGGUACCGUAAACGUAUACAGUGCGCCUCCGUUAUAGGAAACGAACCAUAAUAAUAAUAUAUCGCCUACGGUCAAACGCCAAGAAGUCGUCGUCAUCGUCGGACAACGUCGUCGUAGAGAAUUUGUCGUGCUGCAGACUUACCGGUCGAAUUUGAACUACGGCUGCAAACCCGACGAACGGACGGCGGACGAACGAACGAACGAACGAACAAGCGGCGCUGGUCGACGGCAGCGGCGGCGUCUGCGACUACCGCGGUAUAAGGUCACUGUAUAUACGUAUAUACCGCGGCGGCGGCGGCGGCGGCGGCGACUACGACAUACGCGGGCGCCGGCGGCGGCGAAGUCAUGGACCCCAGUGUGCUUUCAGCGAUGGACCGGGACGCGCUCAAGAAACAGAUCGAAAACAUGCGCUACCAGUCCACAAUGGACCGAUGGCCGCUAUCCAGGAGCAUACAGGCAAUGAGAGAGUUCGUUGAGGAAAACGAAAAAACCGAUCCAUUAAUCCAUGCUCCAGACAAAAAGAACAACCCUUGGGCGGAAAAAGGGAAGUGUGUAAUAAUGUGAACGAUUUUUUUUUUUUACACACUCAACUCGGCGCUGCCACCGCCGCCCACACAGCCGUGCCACGCUGCCCUGUCGGCUUUGGAUCCGGUCAAACUUACAUUUUCUUUACAUUUUAUUAACGCAAUCAUUUAUUUUUUAUUUGAUGAAAAAUAUAAAAAUAAUUGUAACAUUUCCAAUAUCGUGUAUUUUUUCGUUUUAUUUUGAAUUAUAAAAAAACAUUUUUAAUAAAAGUUAAAAAAAAAUUAUAACAUAAAAACGAGUAUUUUAAGGGUAAUUAUAUAAGCUCAAUAAAAUAUAAAAAUAAUAGUCUUGGUUUCAAAUAUGAUAAUUUAAUUAACUAGGUAGGUCGAUAAUAAUAUGUAGGUAGGAUGCGUGCGCGCCUUAAUGUUAUCAAUUUCUGUGUGAGUACUUAAACGAUAAAUACGUCUUCGUCUUGUUUUUUGUUUGUUUUUCUUUCUUAAUUUUUAGAUUAUAUAUCUUAUAUUAUAUGAUUUUUAUCUUUAGUCACAUUAUUAUUCUAGUCACUGUAAUUAAGCCCAUCUCAGAUAUAUUAUUUAUAUCUCGUAUACCUAUAUAUUAUUAUAAUUAUAAAUAUUUAUAAAUAUUAAAUACUAUAUUAUACAUGUAUUAUACUUUUAUUAAUAAAAUAAUUUAUAGCUAAGCAUCAACAAUCAUCGUAUAAUGUCGGCCACUUUUUUUUGUAAUCCAUAUUGCAAUAAACCUGUAAGGCCCACCGAGGUUACUAUAAUAAUAAUAUUAUAUAAUAUACACCGUUAAUGUUUUAUCCGGAAUAUAUCCUAAUCCCUCCCCCAUCCGAGCUUAAUUAUAUGAAAUUUCGCGUCGUGACGUUUCUAUAAGAUUUUAUACAUUUUUUAAAAAAAAAAGGUAAGCCUGUCUAAUAUUUGUAUAAAUUAGAGUGUUAAAAAAACAAUUUUAGUUUACUAUAAUUCAUUUUUUUUUAUGUAGUAGAUUUUUCUGGUAAUAUUUAUGGGCACCAAUUACGUUGUAAGUUUAAUAUUUAUUAUCUAUAACAAAAACGUUGUUUUAUUUUUUGUCGACACUAUUAUAUAUAUUACACUAAUGUAUUAUGUCAUUCGUAACACGUGCGUAUGUUAUAAUAUGCUUAAUAUAUUAUAUUAUACAUGUAACGACGAUUGACCGAAACAAUGUUUAAUAUAUAUAUAUUAAGUAUACAUAAACAUAGAAGAGUGAUCGUAAUACCAUAUUGUUCUGUAUUCAUGGGAAAUAAAAACA